UAAACAACAAACUCGCGUUUCAACCGCGAUGGCGAACGUACCGCAAGAAUUAUCGACUAUUUGCCGAUUUUGUUUGUGCCAGAACGUGAAACUUCUGCUGCCGAUUGUGAAAACCUUGCACACACUGUUAACAAUCGAAGACAUUGAAAGAUUCACCGGGAUUGAGAUCGACCCGACAAACCUAUCGUACACAGUGUGUCUGGAAUGUAUAAACAAAUUGAAAAUAUCUACCGAUUUUCGAUCGUUGUGCUUAACUAAUGAUGUACGCUUUAAAUUGCUGCACAGUAUGCUGAUUUCAAGUGCCCGAAGCACACCGCACGUACCCAUAGUAUGUAUAGAUACUUCUGAUGAUGACGAUGAUCCGAUGGAUUGCGACAGCUUCGACAGAUCCUUUUCUGGCAAAGCUCGCAAUCGAGAAAUGUUAAACGCUGCAAUGCAAGGACGUAAAUCACCAAUGGAGGAAAUAAUAACAAUUGAAGACGACCAUCACUACUCGGCCAACCACAUCGAGCUUGGGGAAUCGAGCUUAGGUUCGGAGGAAGAGGAUAGCGAUCCUGAGGACUACAAGAACACCAGAUUAAAUCCUUGCUAUCCAGUUGUCUACGGUGCAAAGAAAAAGCUCGGGAAGCGGAAAGCGCACCUUUGUGAUGCAUGUGGCAAAUGGGCCACGGACCUGUCGUAUCAUUACCAAACUCAUGCCACCGAACCUACAUUCGCCUGUCCCCAUUGUCCGACCAUGACAAAGCAAAAGAAUAGUUUGGUUUCACACAUCAAAGCAGUGCACAUGAAAAUGAUCACUAAAACGUGCGAAAUAUGCGGUAAAGGCUUCAUUCACCACAAAACGUAUCGAUAUCACAUGCGGUCCCAUCAAAGCGAAGGAACUACUUUCGAGUGUAAGGAAUGCUCUAAACAAUUUAUCCAUCCAAGCGGACUUGAGCAACAUAUGAAAAAGUGUCAUAGUAUCGCCUAUAAAUUGGCAUGA
Anopheles maculipalpis is the source of this 982-nucleotide messenger RNA. RefSeq names its product zinc finger protein 37-like. Gene Ontology annotation, biological process: regulation of transcription by RNA polymerase II. Gene Ontology annotation, molecular function: zinc ion binding; DNA-binding transcription factor activity; RNA polymerase II cis-regulatory region sequence-specific DNA binding. NCBI's taxonomy places the organism in Eukaryota, Metazoa, Arthropoda, Insecta, Diptera, Culicidae. Gene Ontology annotation, cellular component: nucleus. The record is from RefSeq and is a predicted model, not a curated record. The transcript is spliced from 3 exons. Bases 29 to 982 code for a protein of 317 amino acids.